Amblyraja radiata (thorny skate) is the source of this 849-nucleotide messenger RNA. RefSeq names its product chymotrypsin-like elastase family member 1. The coding region runs from base 64 to 849 and encodes 261 amino acids. Gene Ontology annotation, biological process: proteolysis. NCBI's taxonomy places the organism in Eukaryota, Metazoa, Chordata, Chondrichthyes, Rajiformes, Rajidae. The transcript has 7 exons. Gene Ontology annotation, molecular function: serine-type endopeptidase activity. The record is from RefSeq and is a predicted model, not a curated record.
AAUACAUAAAAUGAAUUUUAGGAUAGCAAAUAUCAGUGAAGAUGUAAUCAAAACAUUUUCUCGAUGUAUACAGGGCUCUGUUCUGAAAACAAUCGAGUCAUUGGAGGGACUGAGGCAGCUCCCAAUGCGUGGCCAUGGCAGGUUUCUCUUCAAGGUUUGGCUAGUUAUUGGUACCACACCUGUGGAGGGACUUUAAUUCAUAACAGAUGGGUGCUGACUGCUGCUCACUGUGUGGACAGUCCAACUACAACAUACCGUGUCGUCCUGGGUGAUCACAACAUUUAUGAGGAUGAUAAAACCGAACAGUACAUUUACGUACAAUAUGCCAUCAUCCACGAAGGUUGGAAUGGGGAUCUUGCAAUUGGGAAUGAUAUUGCGCUGGUUUACCUGGCCCAGGAUGCUGUCCUGAACCAACAUGUCCAGCUUGGAAAUUUGCCCGAUGCAGGUGCUACCUUACCAAAUGGCUAUCUAUGUUACGUCACUGGCUGGGGCUACACUAGAAACAAUGGAUAUGUUAGUUCUACUCUUCAACAAGCUGCUAUCAGGGUUGUUUCCUAUGAAGUAUGUUCCCAGCCUGCCUGGUGGGGUGACUAUGUUAACAACAACAUGGUGUGUGCUGGAGGUGACGGCAUCAUUGCUGGUUGUCAGGGAGAUUCUGGAGGUCCUCUGAAUUGUGAGCAUAAUGGCAUUUACUAUGUCCAUGGAGCCACAAGCUUUGUAGCUGCAGCAGGAUGUGACACAUACAUGAAACCAACAGUAUGGACCCGCGUCUCAGCUUACAUCGACUGGAUCAAUAAUUUACGAAAUGAGCUGAAAGUCUAUCCAGUUUACGGCAAGUGUCUGAUAUAA